AUGGGGUUUGAGGAAAAGCCUCUGGCAGGUCUGAUUCCUGCGCCGGAGACAGAAUCAGAUGGGCCUCCUGUGGGGAGAGCCUCUUCUGGGAUGAACCUCGCGGCGGCUCUGGUUGCUGAGCGCGACCUCGCCGAGGCGGCGAAGGGUCUGAUGCCACUGAGGGCGUUGAAGCGGCUGGCGGAGGAAACGGACGGCCAGGAUCGGAAGAUGAGGAAUAUAGACGGUGGAGAUGGGGGGGCAGUAGAUGCGGUGUGCUGUGUGCGCAUGGAGAGGAAUAAAGGUAUGGCUUUUAUCCUCUGCGGGGAUACCUACUGCUGGGUGUGUUCUCAGGAGCUAUGGUUGAAUAGUGGGUCUUGUCCACUUUGCAACCGUGCGAUCUCCCAAAUCCUUGAUAUCUUUUAG
Molecule: messenger RNA, 402 nt
Organism: Diospyros lotus (date-plum)
Lineage: Eukaryota; Viridiplantae; Streptophyta; Magnoliopsida; Ericales; Ebenaceae
Exons: 2
Coding region: 1-402 (133 amino acids)
Source: RefSeq, a predicted model, not a curated record